Molecule: messenger RNA, 1935 nt
Organism: Phytophthora sojae
Lineage: Eukaryota; Oomycota; Peronosporomycetes; Peronosporales; Peronosporaceae
Exons: 6
Coding region: 1-1935 (644 amino acids)
Source: RefSeq, a predicted model, not a curated record
AUGCAGACACAGAAGCCCGCCGCCUCGCCCCCGCCGCCGCCGCCACUCGCUGGCGCUACACCUCCCGCUCCCAGUCAAGGUGAAGCAGGUGAGCAGCAGCGCCCCGUGACCAUGCCGACCGUACUGCUGCUGUCUGCGGCAGCGGUGACGGAGCCAGUGACUCUCCGUGUGAAGACCAUGAUCGGCGGUGGGAGUGCGGAUCCUGAGCCCAGCCCGAGCAGAGAGCUUGAUGAUAGUGGCGACGAUGACUUCUCCCAGACGUCAAGCGGCGACGACGACGAUGAAGAGGCCACCGAGGAAUCGGAGGAGGACUUAAGUAACUUUUUGUUCGACACCGACCUCAACGCCCAAGUCACGGAGAUAAUCCAGUGGGACCCGUGCGAGAACCGCUGCGUGCACGGCAGGGCCAAGGAGUUGGAGUCUCUACUGUGCUCGCUGCCGCAGAUGUCGAAGCCGGAGAAGAAUACCAGCCUGUAUACUCUCCUGGCUGUGCUCAUGCAAGUGCCAGUCGACCGCAAGCGAGGAAGCGGCAACCGUGAACGAUUCAACUACUAUCUUCCUUUUGUUGGGCAAGUGUGCCGCCCCAUCUUCGCUCGCUGCUACGGUGUCGUACUCAUGACUCUACAGCGCUACAAAAGAAGAAUCCGCGAUGGCAACAUGGCCAUGAAGGACCACGGAAACAAAUUCAACAAAAACGCGUCGCAAGUGGACGUGGUCUGGUUGGUCAAGUGGUUCACCAGCUUUGCGGAGGAGGUUGGCGAGGUCGUCCCUGUGUGCGUCCGUAUGCAAAAGAAAAUCGACGGGAGCGUCCAGAAAUACUACAGCAGCGACAAGUACACGCUGCUCCUGGCACACUUUACCUGGGAGGCAAUUUGGGAUGAAAUGCACAAGUUUGUGGAGUCUGAGCUUAGGGUAUGUGAUGUAUGCGCUAUUUACCACGGAAUGCGCGGAGGCGUCACGGCUGACAAGACGGAGGCACUCAGCCGCCAUACUGAAUCGGCUCGGCUCAUGCGGCUCGAAUACAAGUGUGACAAGACUUUCUGCUCGAGCGGCCACGCAGUCAUUGGCAUGGACUACUCGCAGAACCUGACUAUCCCCACCAACGACGGUGUGCAGACGAACUACAUCUACGAUGAGAGCACCAGCAGCAAGGGCAGCGACCAACUCAACUCAAUGCUGGCCCAUUUUAUCGAGACAAAGCUCGUGCCGUCUGGCAAAACCAAGCUGACUGAGUACUCCGACAACUGCUCGGGCCAGAACAAGAACAACUACGUGAUCAAGUUAUUGCUGACCCUUGUGGACAUGGGCAUUUUCGAGCAUGUGGACUUCAAAUUUUUCCACGUUAUUGAUGCAGUCAACGCAGCUGCGGCAAACUCCGUGACUGUGCAUGUUCCAUGGGGCAGCAAGCUCUUCAAGUCGUGCAAACCAGUGCUGACUGAGUUGUACAAGUGGCUCCAUCGUAUGCAGCAGUACCAGAUCUUUUCGAUUGACGGUUCCAAGCCGGGUGUUGUGGCGUGCAAGAAGGGCCCAAAUUCGGAUGCAGAGGAGCAGGACUUACGUCGAAACAUCGAUGGCAUUUUGACGGCAAAGGAGAAGGUGGCACGAAUCAUGACAUACCACAUUGAAAUCCUGCCACCCCACCUAUCAAUGCCGAGAAAGAAAAAGCAGAUGUACAAGUCCAUUAGGCCGUAUGUCCCGGACGAGUUCCAGAACGACCCGUUGUACGCGAAGCCAAGUGAGGAUGAAGGAGCUGCAGCUAAAACGAAGAAGCAAGCUCGCUUAACGCAUCGUGCUGCAAUGGCAGCGGCCGCCAAGAAGAACCAAGAAGGACGUGGAAUGGCUGCCCAAAAGAAGAGAGCAGCACCCAGCAAGAAAGCUUUUGCUAACUCCAAGAAGCGCAAGUCUUCAGCGACGCCUGAAGCUGAUGAUGAGUAG